Messenger RNA from Trichoderma aggressivum f. europaeum, 789 nucleotides. RefSeq lists its product as uncharacterized. The transcript has a single exon. Bases 1 to 789 code for a protein of 262 amino acids. NCBI's taxonomy places the organism in Eukaryota, Fungi, Ascomycota, Sordariomycetes, Hypocreales, Hypocreaceae. The record is from RefSeq and is a predicted model, not a curated record.
AUGAUCUUCCCCAUCUUCAACAUGCCUUGCCUCCACAGCCAUCACCAACCUCCCCACAAUCACUACUCUCGUGAUUCUCAUGACGGUGAAAUAUCGUCCUCUGCAGCCAUCGGUCUAGCUGUUGGCCUCACUCUCAUCGCAGUCGUCGUUGCUGCUCUCGUCUACUGUUGGUGCUGGCGCCAACAAGACCGACACAAGAAGCAUCGAAAGCAAAGCUCUCACCAUCGCGAGAAUCACGUCACAAUUGCAAAUGGAACCAAAACAUCUGAGAAGCAGACACAGCAAAGACAGGACGGCAGCACGCAAACCGAACAAGUCCCUCCACUGCCAAAGGUGCCCCUAUCAAUUCAUCACCAUCAGCAUGAUGACAAGCAUUUUCACGGAGACCACUACCGCGAACAUCUCCACGAAGGCGACCAUAUUCUAGACUUGCUUGAUCACAGAAAUGACUAUGAUGCUCACGGCGACUCCCAUCAGAGCAGCCACGGCCACCAUCGUCAUCGUCAUCGUCAACACCGCUUCCACCGCACCCAUCAAAUCCUCCUUCCCCGAGACCCCAUUGCCGAGUUUGAGAAGCUCAUAAGCCCUCUUUCCCCUGGAAUCCCAGACGCCGCUCGUGCGGAUCUGGAAGCCAUUCUCAAUGGUCUCGAUAUCCCGCUACCGAACGAUCCCGUCCGAGUAAAUGUUGAUGAGGAAGAGGCGAAAGAGAGGCGCAAGAAGAAGCAUCAUCGCCACCAUCAUCAUAGCCACCGCCGUUGUCAUCGUCAUAAGCGCGUGACAGUCCAUUAA